GUUACGGGUGGUGGAACAGGUAUCGGCCUCAUGUGCGCCAAAGCGUUUGCAGCGAAUGGAGCAAAAGUGUACAUCACUGGUCGACGUGAAGAAAUGCUUAACAAUGCCGUCAAAGUACAUGGUCCAGCACUCGAGGAGCUAGGAGGAAAGCUGGUUCCGAUCGUGAUGGACGUGACCAAGAAAGAGUCGAUCUUAGCCGCGGUGGAGGUUGUCAAGGCGAACGAUGGUUUUCUCUCAUGUCUUGUGAAUAAUGCUGGUGGAGAAGGUGGACGUCCUACUCAUGGUCCUAAAGACGGUAUCGAAGCCUACUCCAAAGCAAUGUUCGCAGAAGCGGACCAAGUGGAAAAAGCUUGGCUUAACCCCUAUCAACUGAUGUGUGUCGCUCCGUACCUCUGCACAGCCGCUUUCCUUCCUCUUAUCGAUGUGGCAAGAAAGAAUAGUCCUCAGAAGAUUCCUGGAAAUAUUAUCAACAUUUCGUCUUUGUCAGGACUGACGAAAUGGUCGCAGAAUGGACAAUUCGCUUAUAACUGUGCCAAAUCCGCCGUGAUCCAACUCACCAGGCUCCUUGCUACCGAUCUCUGUCCUGAGCAUCUUAACAUAAGGGUCAACUCCCUCGCGCCUGGUUAUUUCGCAUCGGAGCUCACGACUGGCAAAUCAGGCUCGGAUAACUUCUCCCCCUGGCCAUUGGACGAAUACAAAGCUGAGAUGAAACGGGUCCAUUCACUCUCUGAUAGGCCUGGUACUGAACAAGAGAUGGCUCAGGGCAUUCUCUACCUCGCUUGUAAUGGAUACGUCAACGGUCAAACUGUUCUUAUCGAUGGAGGUCUUCUCCUUCGCCACCCCUAG
Tremella mesenterica DSM 1558 is the source of this 846-nucleotide messenger RNA. RefSeq lists its product as uncharacterized. The annotation marks the transcript as partial. Gene Ontology annotation, molecular function: oxidoreductase activity. The record is from RefSeq and is a predicted model, not a curated record. NCBI's taxonomy places the organism in Eukaryota, Fungi, Basidiomycota, Tremellomycetes, Tremellales, Tremellaceae. The transcript is spliced from 5 exons.